This is a messenger RNA of Amaranthus tricolor (Joseph's coat), 555 nucleotides long. RefSeq lists its product as uncharacterized. Bases 1 to 555 code for a protein of 184 amino acids. NCBI's taxonomy places the organism in Eukaryota, Viridiplantae, Streptophyta, Magnoliopsida, Caryophyllales, Amaranthaceae. The transcript has 2 exons. The record is from RefSeq and is a predicted model, not a curated record.
AUGACAAGAAGGUAUGGAUUUAUGAGGAGGGCAUGUGCUUCGUCUACAAAUCUGGACCAAAAAGCUCUAGUGUUAAGGGAAAAUAACAGAAUCCUGAGAAAAUCCAUAUCAGAUAUUUCACUCCACUUAGAAGCAAUUUCAAUACAAGAAAGUGAAGAAUAUUCAUCAAAAAUAGUACCAAUAGAAAAUAUAAAAUGUGAUUGUUGUGGAAUAAAUGAGGAAUGCUCAUAUAAUUACAUAAAACAAGUGAAAGAAAUCCAUUUGGGUAGAUGGGUUUGUGGGCUUUGUUCAGAAGCUGUUAAAGAAAGAUUAACACACUCAAAAUCCUCCAAAAUGGUAUUAAUGCAAGAUGCUUUAUGUUUGCACAAGGAUUUUUGUGAUGAAUUUAGUAAAACUACAAGGAUGAAUCCUAAGCUUUCUCUUACUUGUGCUUUGAAAGGGAUUGCCAAACGGAGCUCUCAACAUCGAAUAUUAUCUAAGGAUGAUAAAAAGCUUGGUCGAAGUACUAGUUGUGUUCCUUGGAUUGAUGUUCAAUUUGGGGAUAAAUGCACCUAA